Molecule: messenger RNA, 3264 nt
Organism: Drechmeria coniospora
Lineage: Eukaryota; Fungi; Ascomycota; Sordariomycetes; Hypocreales; Ophiocordycipitaceae
Product: ubiquitin hydrolase
Exons: 3
Coding region: 1-3264 (1087 amino acids)
Biological process (GO): protein deubiquitination
Cellular component (GO): cytosol; nucleus
Molecular function (GO): cysteine-type deubiquitinase activity; cysteine-type endopeptidase activity
Source: RefSeq, a predicted model, not a curated record
AUGCGGGUGCCACAGACCAUCCCCGUUGUUCUUCUCCCUCUUGUGCCAUUCCUAGGCCUCUUCUUCGCCGACCAUGUCUUUCGCAGCCCGGCGAGAAGGCUUUCGGUGAUUGCCGCGACCGCCUUGUCGGCAGCGUGGAUCGUGGCCGUCGUCGACAUCGAGAAUCACAUGCUGGCCUUUUACUUUGGACUCUUGGCCCCGUGGAUCGUCCUUCGCGCCUACCUCAUGUUCUGGGUCUACGAUCCCCGAAAGGACUUUCUCGCCAUCCGCCUGCGCAGUCGCUCCGCCGACGAUGGCCUUCACCACUGUUGGGAACCCUACCCUCCAUCCGUGUCGCUGGCUCGGCUGUCGUGGAUCGUCGACCUGCUGCUCGACUUCAGACUCGUCGGUUGGUGCUACUCGGCCUCUGACGGUCGUCCCUGCCGCUUCCACUCCCCCAAGACGACGGUGCAGGACACGGUAAUCCUCCGGCAAAGGGCACAGACGCUGCCGAGUACCGUCGCCGCCAUGGUCAGCCGCAUGGCGCUGUCCCUCGUGUGCAUCGGCAUCUGCCAGACCUUCAUCUUCCCGCCUGUGCGAGACGUCUUGCUGCAUGGCCAGGCGUACCCGUCCCGGGGCUUCGUGUGGGGUGCCCUGUUUCGUCUCGUUGCCGUCACGACGAGCAUAGCGUCCAUCAUCGCCCUCGUCGACCUGUUCUACUCUGUCUCGAGUAUCCUUUCCGCCGCCUUCUUCAGGGCCGGCGUCCACACGAGCCUCGUCGGAGCCAUUCAACCCAAUCCGUGGGGGAGCCUCGGAGCCCUCGCCGACCGCGGAAUUCCCGGUUUGUAUGAUGCUUGGCACGACUACUUUCAGCACGGCUUUCGUUUGCUUGCGACCCAAGUCGGAAACGCCGUCGGCGGUACGUCGUCGCCACAGCGCAAAGCCGCCAAGCUCUUUAGCGUUUUCAUCAUGUCCGGCAUCAUGCAUGUGUGCGGUUCGCUCAUGUUCCGACGCAACAACAGCCCUUACGCCGGCCAGCUCGCCUUCUUCUUGCUGCAGCCUGUUGGCAUCUUUGGUCAAGGAUUUCUCGACCACAAGGCGAGGCAACUGCCACGCGCAAGUCUCCUCCGGCCUUUCAUGAACAUAUCUCUCUGUCUGCUCUGGUCGUAUCUGGCCUUUCCGCUCGUGAGCAAUGAUCUGCUACGAGGGGGUUUCUGGGAACAUCGACGGUUGGAAGCGCUGCUUGUGCGAACGUCCGACUCGGAGUUUCUAGACUUUUACGAGGGCCAAAGCACCGCGUACCGACAGCCGCGCCGACGAGAUCAGCUCUUGGAUCGGUGGAACGAGCCAUCGGUCAUCCUCACCGCACUCGCCUUGAUCGGGGCCGUCGUACUCAAGCUCUACAGCCCAGACGGGUCGCUGGAAACGGUUGGCGUCUCGAUCGGGUACGCCCUGUGGGACUUGAUCGUCUUCCUCGUGCCGGCGCCCCUGCUGUACGCCAUCGACGGCUGGAUGAGCGGUGCGACGACGACGCGACCCAUGUCCGACGCGCAACCGGCCACACAUGGCGCCAAGAGCGAGCUCAUGCGGAGGAUCCUCGGCCUCGACCGCUCGGGCGGCAUGAUGGCCUCGGUCUACCAGGCGAGGACCCGAGCGCUGUCGGUGACGGGGACCGUCCUGGGCCUCAAGCUCGACCCGAGCCGCCCGGCCGGGCUGGGAAACCGCGACAACUCGUGCUACCAGAACAGCAUACUGCAAGGCCUCGCCGCCUUGGACACCUUUCCCGGCUACCUGUCGGCCUGCGUGCGGACCGUCGACCCGGACGGUCAGGGCCAGGGCAACGACGUGGCCCGAACGCUGCGCACGCUGAUCCACGACCUCAACGACCUGUCGAACAACGGAAAGACGAUUUGGACGCCGAGCUUGCUCAAGUCGAUGAGCACCUGGACGCAGCAGGAUGCGCAGGAAUACUACUCGAAGAUGCUCGACGACAUCGACAGGGCCGUCGGCGAGGCCGUCGGCCGGUCGCGUCGGCAUUCGGGGCUCGAGGCCGACUUUGCCGCCAAGGCGUCGACUUCGAGCCAGCACAGCGACGACAGCGGCUAUCAGAGCCUGUCGUCGAAGGCGGACCGGUCGGCGAUGAAGCCGCUGCAGAACCCGUUGGAGGGCUUGCUCGCGCAGCGGGUCGCAUGCGUUCAGUGCGGCCAUCACGAGGGCUUGUCCAUGAUUCCAUUCAACUGCCUCACCCUCAGCCUCGGCCUCGACAAGAGCCGGCAUGAUCUCUACGAGCGGCUCGAUUCCUACAGCAGGGUCGAGGCGAUCGAGGGCGUCGAAUGCGCCAAGUGCACGCUGCUGCGGGCCCAGAGGCUCCUGACCAAGGUGGUCGAAAGGAUGAAGGACUCGUCGACGGCCGAGCAGCUGGCGGAGCCGUUGCGGCGGCUCGAGGCCAUCGAGUCGGCGCUCGAGGACGACGACUUUGACGACGAGACGUUGACGGAAAAGUGCAAGAUAUCGAGCCGCGGCAAGGUGAGCACGACGAAGACGAAGCAAAUCGUCAUCGCCCGUCCACCGCAGAGCCUCGCUAUCCACGUCAACCGCUCCGUGUUUGAUCCGACGACGUUUGACAUGAUAAAAAAUUCGGCGCCCGUCCGCUUCCCCUUGACGCUUGACCUCGGACCGUGGUGCUUGGGCAGCUCGGAAGGCGGCCGACCGGUUGCGGAAGCGGGCAAGGCCGACGGCGACGGCGACGGCGACGGCGUCGAGGAACGAUGGCAGUCGGAUGCCGGGGCAUCCAUGGUGGCCGGGGACGACGGCCCGUCGAGACUGACGGGGCCGAUAUACGAGCUACGGGCGGCCGUAACGCACGCGGGACGGCACGAAAACGGGCACUACAUUUGCUACCGGAAAUAUCCGACGCCCGAGGCGGCCGUCGAGGCUGCCGCUCCCGACGACGAUGUCGGCGCGCGAGACUCGGACGAUGCAGACGACGGCGACGGGUCGGAGAAAAGAGACGACGGCGAUCCAGUGGAGAGACAAAACGCGGGCUGGUGGAGGCUCAGCGACCACAACGUGGCCAAGGUGGACGAGGAGACGGUGCUGUCGCUUUCGCCCGGCGUGUUUAUGCUCUUCUACCAAUGCGUCGAUGCCGGCAUGGUGCUCCAGAGCGGGGCGCGCGCCGACUUGGCGUCGGGCGAUGCUUCCGACGGUGCAAAGGGGGCUCGGGAGGGGGAGAUGCGUGCUGCUGAUCAGAUUCCUCUGCCGAUGGGCGACGACGAGGACUUGUAG